Loxodonta africana (African savanna elephant) is the source of this 7546-nucleotide messenger RNA. It is a transcript of the gene ZNF510, whose product is annotated as zinc finger protein 510. Lineage: Eukaryota; Metazoa; Chordata; Mammalia; Proboscidea; Elephantidae. The coding region runs from base 1459 to 3291 and encodes 610 amino acids. The transcript has 6 exons. Gene Ontology annotation, molecular function: DNA-binding transcription repressor activity, RNA polymerase II-specific; RNA polymerase II cis-regulatory region sequence-specific DNA binding. Gene Ontology annotation, biological process: negative regulation of transcription by RNA polymerase II. Gene Ontology annotation, cellular component: nucleus. The record is from RefSeq and is a predicted model, not a curated record.
GAGCUCUGCGCGACCUGUCGACCCCCAAGGUCUGCUGCUGGUACUCAAAGGGCGGGAUCCGGAAGGCCCCAAAUCCCUCAGGCGGAACCCAGCCCGUGCUCGAGCCCAGCCUGGGAAAGGCCUGUGUGGGCAAACCCCGACUCGGCGGGCUCCCGGAGCGCAGGGGCACUGAGUCGUCGUCGGUGCGGCCGGGCUGUGGGGACCGUAGGCCCGGCCCAGCCUGCAGCCUGAGCCGCGAGAGCGCGUGCCGGCGGCGGGAAGGGAAUGUGCCUUUCCAGUGUGCAACGUGAGCCUGCCGGAAAUCGCAGGCGGUGGGUCUGGGGCGAGAGCCCGGGCUCUGGGUUCAGAGACUCGUGCAAAUUCCAGCGCUGUCACUUGGGUAAGAGUCAGGUUUCUCAUCUAAAAAAGAGGAUGUUAGUAAAAACUUCAUGGCGCUGCUCUGAGAGAUGUCAUCGCCUGUAAGCAUUUUGCCAACUUCCAGUUAAUAAGAAUAAAUAAGUGUUAGUUCCCAUCCUAUUUGGAAGACACUUUGUUUUCAUUUGGUAUUUCAUUUCUUCACAACCACCUUAUUUAUGGUAUAGUAUCAUUAAAAAAAAAAAAAAAGAAAGAAAAUGGGUUCAGGGUUGUGAAAUGAUAUACCUAAGCUCACAAAAGGUGAGGAAGCUGAGAUGCAAAAGUACAGAUAGGCUUUACUCCCAAAGUCAGGCCAUUUCCACCAUCCUACCUGCCUAAAACUCAGAGUUGCAGCCUGUACUUUUGCACAACCCUGCUCCUCAGGGGACUUCAGGAAAUGUCUGGAGACAUUUUUUGGUUGUCACAACUGUAGAGGGGCUGCUUCUGGCAUCUUGUGGGUAAAGGCCAGAAAUACUGCUAAACGUCUUACAAUGCACAGAAGACAGCCCCCUACAACAAAGAAUUAUCCAGCUGAAAAUUUCGAUAAUGCUGCGGUUGAGAAACUGCUGUAGAUGAUGGUUCCAACUAAGCAAAUUUGUAUCCCAGGCCCAGAUCCCCGACCUGGAACAAAGCAGCUCUUAUGAGGCAGAAAAGGGGGAGCCCCAGGGACAGGAGUCCCAUCUGGAAGAAAAGCCCAUCUGACAGAGACUCCUCAUGAGUGCUUCAAAGCAAAGUCAGAAGACCCCAGAAAGGAACAGGUCCUGAUUUGCACGGCCACAAGUAUUUCUCGGUCCCCCUGCUCAGAGUUCUGAACCACUCUCACAGCAUUUCCACCACCUGGCAUCUAAGAUAUCCUGAGGCUUUCUCUAACCUGAACAUAUAGAAUCACAGAAUGAUAGUACAGGAAAGGGCUUCUAUUUCUGACUCUUUUAAAAGCUUAAAAAAAUAUUGGACCUGAGAUGAGUGACUUGUCCAGGGCCACCCAGGACAGAGCUAGGAGCAAAGCACAGUGCUGUCACAGACUAUCCUUCACAAUUCUCUGCACCCUGCUAAGAGCAGAAGAAAAUGAACACACUUAAGGCAUCAGUGUCAUUCAAGGACGUGGCUGUGGAGCUGACCCAGGAGGAAUGGCAGCACAUGGGUCCUGCUCAGAGGACCCUGUACAGAGACGUGAUGCUGGAGAACUACAGCCACCUUGUCUCAGUGGGGUGCUGCAUUUUCAAACCUGAAGUGGUCUUCAGGUUGGAGCAAGGAAAAGAACCUUGGUUCUUAGAGGGAGAAUUCUCCAACCAGAGCUACCCAGAAGAUUACAAUAUCAAGAGGAACAAGAAAAUCAAAGAUACACACUUGGAACAAGUAAUAUUUAUCAAUAAUAAAAUAUUGACUAGAGAGGAAGAGAAAGUUUUGGAAAAACCAUUUAAUCUGCACAUGGCUCCUAUUUCUUCAACAAAAAUGCCCUAUAAAUGUGACUCAUGGGGAAUGAAUUUGCAAAAUAUCUCUGAAUUUAUUCUCAAUAAUAGAAACUAUUCAACAAAGAAAGCUGCGUGUGAGAAUUUGCCUUUCAAUAUUAACUUUGAGAGAACUCAUACUAGAGAAAAAAAUUAUGAAUAUAAUAAAAAUGUGAAAUCUCUCACUUAUAAGGAAGAUCUUCCUGAGCAUCAAAGGUUUCAGGCUUUGGAACAAGCUUUUGAGUGUAAUAAAUUUGGAAAAGCCUUCUGUGUUAAGGCUAACUGCAUUACACAAAAGAGUCGUCACACAAGAGAGAAAUCCUGUAAAGAUGAUGGAUUUAAGAUAAACUGUGAUAAGACAGCUGUAUUUGAUCACCAGAGAACUGGCACAAGGGAAACACACUCUACCCUUAACCAGUGUGGGAAAUCCUUCUGUGAGAAGCCAUCUGUCAUGAAAUACCAUGAAGUUCAUAUGGCUAUGAAAUGCUCUGAGUGUAAUGGAAGUGGAAAUAAUUUCAGCAGGAAGUCACACUUAACUCAACUUCAAAGAACUGUUACAGAAGAGAAUCCAUUUGCACAUAAUGAUAGAACACAAACUAGGGAUAAAUCCUUUGAAUAUAAUAAAAAUGGGAAGCCCUGCCUGACAUCAGCCCACAAAGUACACCAGAGAACUCACUCAGAGGUAAAAUCCUAUAAAUGUAAUGAAUGUGGGAAAUCUUUCUGUCAAAAAGGACAUCUCAUUCAGCAUCAGAGAACUCACACAGGAGAGAAACCAUUUGAAUGUAAUGAAUGUGGAAAAACUUUCUCCCAGAAGUCACACCUCAGUACACAUCAGCGAAUUCACACAGCAGAGAAACCCUAUAAAUGUAAUGAAUGUGGGAAAACUUUUGUCCAGAAGUCAACCCUCAGAGGACAUCAGAGAAUUCACACAGGGGAGAAACCCUAUGAAUGUAGUGAAUGUGGGAAAACUUUUGUUCAGAAGUCAACCCUCAGAGAUCAUCAUAGAAUUCACACAGGAGAGAAAUCCUUUCAGUGUAAUGAAUGUGGGAAAACUUUUGGCCAGAAGUCAAAUCUCAGAAUACAUCAGAGAACUCACAGUGGGGAGAAAUCUUACCAAUGUAAUGAAUGUGAAAAAUCCUUCUGGCGAAAAGACCAUCUCAUUCAACACCAGAAAAUUCACACAGGAGAGAAACCAUUUAAAUGUAAUGAAUGUGCAAAAACCUUCGCCCGGACAUCGACCCUGAGAGUACAUCAGAGAAUUCACACAGGGGAGAAACCAUUUAAAUGUAAUGAAUGUGGGAAAAAAUUUGUCCGAAAGGCAAUCCUUAGCGAUCAUCAGAGAAUUCAUACAGGGGAGAAACCCUUUCAGUGUAAUAAAUGUGGGAAACCGUUUGGCCAGAAGUCAAACCUCAGAAUACAUCAGAGAACUCACAAUCGGGAUAAAUCUUAAUGAAUGUAAAAAAAAUUGGAAAAUAAUAGAAGCGAACCCUAAAUGUAUGCCAGGGAAUUCAAGGAGGGGUGAACCCCUAUUGAUGUAAUAAAUGUGGAAAAUCCUUUGGGAAAAAGACCAUCUCAUUUGAGAUCAGAGAACUCACAUAGAGGAGAAUGGACUGCAUAUAGGAAAACUAUCCUAGAAGUGAAUGCUUGCUGUAGAUGAGAAAAUUCACACAGUAGAUAAAACUUAUUAAUAUAAUGAAUAGAAAGAAUUCUAUCUAAAAGGAAACCCUGAGCAUGUAUUGGAGGAUUCAUACAGCCUUCUAUUUCAAGGUACUGUGGAAAGUCCUCUAAAUAAAGUCAUGUGCUAUUCAGUAACUUGUACGUAUCAGAUAGGCUGGUAACUUGUUCACAAGUAACCAUUUCAUUUUCCUCCAGGCACAUAGCUAGUUUAAAUUUCCAAAUUUUCCUUGCAUCUAAGUGGGGCUGUGUGGCUAGUGAAAUGUGGGUGCCAAUGGUAUAUGCUACAUUCAGGCUUGGCAAAGAUUUCCCUUACAAACUUCCAGUGCUCUAUUAGAAUAAAAUGGCAGUAACUUCCAGGACAGCCUAUUUAUAUUGACAUGUAUUGACACAAAAUGAAAGAAGCCAGGGUCCCCGGAUAAAUAUGUAGAGCAGAUUUCUCUUCCAGAUUUUCACUACUUGAACAUUUUUGAGCAAGAAAUAAGAUUCUAUUCCAUUGAGCUCUAAUGUGUUUGAGUGUAUUUAUUAUUGCACAUUAUUUAGCAAUCUACUUUAGUUUGGGUUCUCUAGCAAAGCAAAACCAGUGAGGCAUAUUAUUAGAGGUUUAUAUCAAGGAAAUGGCUCACGCGAUUGUAGAGACUGGAAAGUUCCAAGUCUGUAGAGGCUUCUGACUCACAUAGCCACAGGGACUGGUGAACCCAAGAUUGGCAGGUCAGAGGGUGGGCCUCUGACUCACAGGCUAUGGGAGCCAACAAAUCCCAGGAUUGGCAGGUAAGAUGGCAGGCUGCUGGCUCACAGGCUGCAGAGACUGACAAAUCCCAAGAACAGCAGGUAAGCUGCUAGCACAAAUCCCAAGAACAGCAGGUAAGCUGCUAGCUCAAGUCCCAAGAACCGGAGGUCAGAUGGUGAGCCAGAUGCAUGAUUCAGAGCAAGCAAAAGCCCGUGAGUUUUGCCAGAAAUUCCACAUAUAUUGGACACAGGCCACACCCUCAAGGAAACUCUCUUUCAGCUGAUUGGCUGUUCAUAGAUCUCAUCAUGGAGGUGAUUAUAUCAGAUCUCAAUAUGGAGGCGAUUAUAUCAUUACAUAGCUGCCAAACUACAUCAUAACUGCCAAACCACUGAGAAUCAUGGCCCAGCAAGUUGAAACACAACCUUAACCAUCAUACCAUCCUUCUGCUAGGAAGACAUAAAACAGCUUGUGAGCCAUGCUUGAGUCAGCCACAGGGCACAAACCUUACUGAGGUUGCUGAGUAAAUGGGUCCUUCCAAGAUCAGAGAAUUCAUUUAAGAGAUACUCUUUCACUGUAGUGAAAUAGUGCCAGUAAUGAUCACCCUGAUACAGGGUUUUGAAUUGACCUAAAACGAUUUUUUUUGCUUGAAUGGUCGACAGCCACCAUGGUUUUCGAAACCAAAAGUAAUUGUGCCUUGUUUAAUGGCACAAAGCUACUCUCCCUCCUCACCUCCUGAUACCUCUGUAUACCCCCAAACUUAGUUGCCUUAAGAAGAAAGAUGUUUCUUUUUCUCCAGUUAUGCUGGGGAACCAAAAACUCAUUGACAUCGAGUCAAUGCUGACCCAUAGUGACCUUAUAGGACAGAGUAGAACUGCCCCAGAGGGUUUACAAAGAACAGCUGGUGGAUUGGAACUGCCGACCUUUUGGUUAGCAGAUGAGCUCUUUAUGGCUUGUUUGAAUUCAAGUGCCCUGUCUAGAGACAGGGGGCAUCUCAAUUCAGCUAAUGGAUUUGGGCACUUUGGAGACCUUAUGGAUUGAACCCUUUUAGAUAGUACUCCGUACUGUGGUUACUUCUACAUCUAAAAGCAUAGUAGGAAUUGUUAUAUGCUAAACUUCUUCCCAUAAAUUGUGGAGGGAAUUAUCCCAAUCAGGAAGAGUUGCAUAUAAAGAAAUACUUUUUAGAUAUCACAGCCCUGGUGAGCAUUUUGAGCUUCAAGUCUCUGUGACUGGUGAUUUUGUUGAUUGGAACUCUGGUAAAAGAAGGAAGUCCUUGCAGGAAGGGGAUGAUUUUAUUUGAUUCCCUGACAGAGAUAAGAUGUACACCCCUUUCGAAAAGCAUCUAUGUAGCUUAUUCUUGAGCUCUUUUAGACGUCACACACAUGACUCAUGGAGUCGUCUAGCCUCAUAUUCCUAUUUUUGGGUUUGCCAUCUGGACAUAGUUAUUAACAGUGGGAAAGACCCACAAAACCCCACUUGAGAAAUGGUUCAAGAGCACAGCUGCCCUAGCCCCAUCUGUAUCUCAGCUAUGGAUGAAAAAGUAACACCUGUCCCUUGGAGGGGAUCCCACUUUGUUGCUGAAACAAAGCCACUGGUGAAGCUGAAACCACUGGGAUGCUGUGACCGUUCAACCUCAGUGCCAGUACGCAAAACCGAAAGUGUAUGUGGUUGCUCCUCUCAGGCAGAACGCACGGCUGUCCUUGGCUCUGGCCAAUAUUCCCCUGAUGAACAUUGUUAUAUUUUUUAUUGAUUCUUGGAUUCUUGCCAGUGACCUAACUUUUUGGCCUGCCAGUUGGAAAACUACAGACUGACAGAUAAAAGCACUCCUGUUUGGGGCUAAGAACUGUGAGAAAAUACAGCUGCUGACCAUACUGUCUGGGUCACUCAUAUGGUAAGGGACAGUUCUGUGAUGAGACUGUCCAAAAUCAGUCUGCCGAUUGAGCAUUCGCUGCCAGAUUGCCACUGUUGCUAUCUGGAUCCAUCGUUGCACUAGUAUGGCGAACCUUCCACCAUCUUCGACUGGGUACAAAGUAAAGGUCUCCAGGUAGCUGAUAUUUCCUUUGAUGUCAUGUGAUACCAGAAUCUACCAUUGUUUCCUGCUGGAUGAAUAGGCAAUGAUCCACAUAGCAUUUGGUUAAUUCACCCCUUCCCUUUCCCACUGAUUUUAAAUAUACUAAAGUAUCAUUUGUAAAGAUAUUGCAUAUGGCUGCUUAUUCCUCAUUCCCCGUAGUCUUCUAGUACCAGAUCCUCCCUUUGUGACAACAGAGCUGGUACAUAGCUCACACGAGCCAAAAUAAUGCAUCCUGAUGUGAUGUUGAGUGUCUUAAAGAAGGGUAUUUUAAUGAGUUUGGAAAAUGAGAAGACUUCCUAGAAUUUUGGAAAUGUAUGGCAUGACAGACAAGUUAAUGACCCUAGUGCUGCCAGCAACCUUGCCAAGAAAAAUGCAUCUAAAAUAGGGUUAAAAAAAAAAAAAGUUAUACAGAGAAGCAGAUAGACAGACUGGUGGUACGCAAGUCCAGUUAAUGUCGGACUCCCUGAGAAUCAAAACACCACUGUUUUAAUUAAUCUGUUUUUGUAAUGCUUGAUCAUAUAAAGGAAGCCUUCCAUUCUUUUAAAAUAAGUUCAUUUUUUUUCCAAAGACUUUUUCUUAAAGAAGAUAGAUACUUAGAAUCAUCACCCUUUCUUUUUAAAAUAUAUUUUAGGAAUAUUACUGAAUUUGGUAUUAAAUUCAGAGCCAGGUACCGGACAGAAUUGAACCAGUUCACCCAGGUGACUUGAAUCAUUCAUUGGGAAACCAGGUGACAAAGCCCCAUCACUGGGCACUCAGGUUUUACCUGUCCUCUGGUAGGCUUGCAAGAUACCUCCAUAUACCAAAUUAUCAACUGGAAACCAUGCUCUGCUCUCACCAUGAAUUCUCCCUUCCGCUCCCUGCCUGGUUGAUACUCCUUAUGUUAUCUGGAAACCUGAAGGAGCCAGUUUUCUGUCUACCUGUCUGCUAAGGGUCUUCAAGCUAAUAGAGGUAGAAAAGAAGCCUCCAUGAAGGCAAUAAUUUUGGUCUGUUUUCAUAAUUAGUCUCAAACAUAUGAAACAGUGCCUCUACAUAUUAGGCAAAAACAAAUACUUGUUGAUUUUGAAAUUCGACACAUUUUUCAUUUUCUUGCUGUACAUUAUCUUUCCAGAUGAUUCACCAUGGAUUAUACUUAAGCUGUAAGCUCCCCACUCAAAGACUUCCCUGUUUUAGAUAUUUUCUAAAUUUGUGAAACUUUACUUGUUCUUAGUAGUGUACAGUACUGGUCUUCAGAUA